GCUUGGAGCUGGGAAGAUGGCGUCGGCCAUGCUGCUCUUGGUCGUUACUCCGUGGCCCGCGGCACGGGGACUCCUGCGAAACUGUUGGGAGCGGUUGCAGUGGAGCCUCCUGCGGAGUCGACCAGGCGUUCCGGGCCCUCCUUGGGCACCAGCAUUAGCAGCCCCGAGCCCGGCUGUAUUUGCAGAACCGGCAAAUGAUUACAGUGGAAGUAAGGACAUUUCUAGCCUCUUGGAUAGUAUCUUUUGGAUGGCAGCUCCUAAAAAUAGGCGCUCUAUUGAAGUGAACCGAUGUAGGAGAAGAAACCCUCAGAAGCUUAUUAAAGUGAAGUAUAAUAUAGACGUUUGUCCUGAGUGUGGCCAUCUGAAACAGAAGCACGUCCUUUGUGGCUAUUGCUAUGAGAAGGUGCGCAAGGAGACGGCAGAAAUCAGAAGACAGAUGGGGAAAGCCGAAGGGGGCCCUUUUAAGGCCCCUACUGUAGAGACAACGGUUCUGUACUCGGGGGAGACGCCGGGGGAACAAGACCAGGGCAAGAGGAUCAUUGAGCGGGACAGAAAGAGACCAUCCUGGUUCACCCAGAAUUGACGCAACAAGUGUUUAAAGAGGAUAACUUCACAUAGUAAAACAUUGCUCCUGCAAGAAGAUGCUUUGUUCUUAUGUUACAAAUCAUCAAUAUAAUUGAAAUCAUUCUUUACAAGGAAUUAGUUUUGUGUGGAUUAAUUUCAAGAAUAUAUCAUGAAUAAACUAUGUUGGUAUACAGUUUAUACACUCCACGGCUUUGAGAAAGCAAAACUUUGCGAACACAAAAACAAUUGAAAGUUUGUAGCAGUAUUGUUAGUUUUUGCUCUGGUUUCUGUUUGUCUGAUUUUCCUUACACAAGUCUACGCAAACAACACCUACUAAAAACGUGGUGUUUGAAUUCUCAGUACUAUUUUCCGCGGUGGUCGUUGUGCUGGAGGAGAUCGGAUGAAGCCCCAUCACUCUUCUGCCACCGUGGAGCAUUUAGUCUUGCAUUUAGUUUUGUUUUAGACAGUUAAAAUUACCUAGUGUAUCUGUCAUGUUAUUUUUUUACAUGUAUGAUUCUAUGACAGUUAUGCUCAGCAUGCACUUCAUAUGUAAUUGCUAUGUUAAUAUCCUUAGGUGGUAGAAAUAGCUCUACAUUUCAAGAAACCAGGAUGUAUUAAAUGAUUCAUGAGAUAUAA
Messenger RNA from Echinops telfairi (small Madagascar hedgehog), 1200 nucleotides. RefSeq names its product mitochondrial ribosomal protein L32 (gene MRPL32). Gene Ontology annotation, cellular component: mitochondrial large ribosomal subunit. The coding region runs from base 17 to 583 and encodes 188 amino acids. The record is from RefSeq and is a predicted model, not a curated record. Lineage: Eukaryota; Metazoa; Chordata; Mammalia; Afrosoricida; Tenrecidae. Gene Ontology annotation, biological process: translation. The transcript is spliced from 3 exons. Gene Ontology annotation, molecular function: structural constituent of ribosome.